AUGAACGGGGAAAGGCCCACGGUUAAUGGAGCGCACACCGCAAAUGGCACCCAUCGGAGCGUUACAGAUUCCUCCUCGAGCGCAAACCCGUUGAAACCGGGACUGCUGCCUCAAAAUCUGCUCCCUCCUCCCCCACCACCGUCCCUCGAUCGCCAAGAAAAUGGAGAUGCAUGGUCCAACCGGUGGGAUGACGGCGGCGCUGGUCACGCUGCUGCCAGCAACCAAACCCAUGCACCACCAGAGAUUUUGUCGCUUAUCUCUCAAGAUAGCUACUUGCCAAUGGCCGCGCUCAUCAGCCGGGCUUCGCAAACGUGCUGGAAUGGUCUAUCAGAUCUAGUUGAACAGUUGGCUCUACUGUCCGUGCCAGAUUUACCCCCGGAACAGGCGAAGCUCAUGCCAAAUGGUUUCACGAACAACCAGUCGAAAGCAAACCUGGACAAGAAGGAUAAAAUCUUCAAAUUUGCGAAUGAACGAAAGGCAGACUUCAUCAAACUGCUUGUGUUAUUGCAAUGGAGCAAAAACGUGGACGAGGUCAGCAAGACCAUUUCAAUCAACUACUGGCUAAUGCUACGUCGGCAAGCCUACUGGGGUGCUAUCGCUUCGAUGGCCACCCUGAAACAGGAAUCGUCAAAUUUUCAGAUCCCUAACCCUGAUCUCAAGACAGCCGCCGAGGUACUAUCGACAGGGAAGGUGGCCAACUUUCCACGGCUGGGUUACAUUGCGCAACCGGACUUGUCAACAAGGCAAAUCCUCCGAGUGCUCAAGACACUGAAUCAGGCGCUGAGUGUCAGAUUGGCCCUAUGGGACAAUUUACCACCUCAAUUGCGGAGUUUCCGAGUCCAUGAUGGUCGUGCGACGUUCAGUGUUCCCUACGAGUUCGAAUUGGACGUAUCCACGUUGGACGAGAGUUUAGAAUCGCCUCUCCGUAUGGUAGAUCUCCGGCUUUCCUUCCAGCCAUGUCCCCACCUACCGGACGGUCUACGGUCGGAGAUCGAGCUUCUUGCGAAUUCCAACAUCGAUCAGGGUGGCCUGGCAAGAUGCUACGAGUUUCUCCAUGAACUCGCAUUAUCGUACAAAUUGGCCGAGUUCCACAAGCAAGCGAUCGAAUUAUCGCGGAAUCAAUGGGUGGGCAAUCUGCGAGCGGAGCUUGUUCGGCGAAACCUGGUUGUGCAAUACUGGCCGGAGAGACAUGGCGGGAAAAGCUGGGUCGAAAUCGGCAUAGCGAGUGGUCGAGGCAAACAGAGGGCCGUGGACAUGGAACCUCACUCGUCACUUGAGAUCAAGUGCACUUUGCAUGGCAAAAGAGCCGAGUCCUUGCGUUUGCAUCUCAAUGAAUCGGUGCUGUGUUUCGAAGACAUUCUCCGACAGGUGAUCGCACAACAUUCGACCCAGAUCCUCGACACCAUAUAUGACAAGCUAGUAUCUAGGCCUCUAUUUGCCGAUGCCGAACUCUCCUUGGAGCAAUCUCUUUCACACGAUGACCCGGAAGUAUGCUCGUUGGUGAUGCAGCUGUCUCGCUCGUCACAACUACAGCUGAAGGUGGAUCCUGUGACCGGGCUCAUCAUGGUGAGUCCUGUUACCGAGCGUGCGGAGCGGCUCCAGUUCGAAGUCAACCGAGUUCAGUCCGUUGCAGAUGAGGUUGUCUCCAAGCUGCUCAACUUCAGGUGCAGUGUCAGGGAGAGUUCGGUACUUGCAGGCAUAUCGGGCGCCCGCUGGGAAGCCCUGCGGUCUUUCAAGUUCACACAGGCGGAGAUCAAGUCCUUGUUUGGACGACCAGUGGUGAAGAUCAAUAUAUUCCGUCAGAGUCAGUGGGGGCUGGAGUACUCGCUGGCAGUCACGCAUGGUCAGGAUGGCGACCAUUGGUGGCUGUUGCAACAAGUCCCCCUCGGUGCGUCCAGCUCUCAGUCACGUUACAAAGUCCUUCGCAACCAGGGGAUAGGGGCCAGCGAAGAACUAUCUUCGGCAUACUUUGACUGUCUGGCGGAUUACUCCAUGGGGUUGAUCUGUAUCCAGCGCAACGCCGACUUCUUCACGGAGAAGAAGGAGAACUUCGGUCUACGACCAUUCCCCGCGUUCGACCGUCAUUACGAGCUACCAGAACUUUCUUUCGAUCUCGAUAUGGCCAGGCCUUCGCCUUCUGGUCAGUCUUCAUCAGCAGGUGCAGCUGAUAGCACACCCACGACACCAAAAGCGAGCGAUGUUCCCGCCGAGGAUGCAAGUCUGCAAAGGAAUGUUCAAGUGCGGUUUGGCGGAGUCGACCGUUCGGACCUUCGGGUCGUGACGGUCGCUCAUUAUCAGACUCAAGCCAGCUCAGCCGUGCUUGGGCACUUGGAUAAAUCUGUCCUCGAUGCCGGUGUCAAACUCAACCCUGAAGACCGGACGGUUAUCAUUCGGGUGGAGACACCAAUGGCGGAAGCAGCGAUCCCUCAGAUUGUUGCCAAAGUCCUAGAUUUAGAAAAGGUGGUCUCGACUGUCGAGCAGAUCCAUUGUCUCCUAGGAUUGAGGUUGAAGAGAAUAUCAAACUCGACGAUCUCGAUGGUGUAUCAUCAAGAGGCACUUACCGAACUUGGCCUGAACAUUAUUCUCACCAGCGGAAGUCCGGCACCACGACUUGAGUUUUUGCCGCCCCAGGUGAAUCCACAUCAGAUCCUGGCGCAGGCCUACACCAAGACAUUUGCCGCAAAUCGGGCGCCAUUUGCGACGACGAUGCGCAAUCUGCUAACCUCGUUAACGGCGACUCUUCCGCUAUUGACCAUCUUGCACACACUUCAGCAGGGGCACGAAUUUGCGAGCAAGCCGGGCCAGCAACAGCCUCCGGCGGAGCCAGGAGAUCACGUGCGUGUGCACCUUCUUGCCAGGACCGAGACACAGUUCGCGGUCCAGUACUUCACGCCAGCUGGACAAGCACCCAAUGAUGUCAAAAAUGAUUCAGCCCCACAGCUGUUGGCGCGUUUUGAGAUCUUGUCAGAAGCCAACCACUCCGGAAAAGCGGGCUGGCUUGUACGCCCUGCGCUUGAAGAGUUUCAGUCAUAUUCUAGACCAUCUUACUCGUCGCCUGAUCUCGCGGCGAAGGUGAAACAGGAGAUCUUCUCUCAGCGCCCCGCAGGGCAGUCCACUUGGUUUCUGCUGGAUAGAGGGGCCUGGUGCACAGUGGAUCACCCGGAGCCAUUACUGAAGGCGCUGCAUGACGUCGUCUGGAACUGGGCCAAACAGGCCAAGAUGUCCGCGGGCAACGCUGGCAGCAAAGAGGACUCGAACAAGGGCAAAGGAGCUCAGGGGGGUUCGAAUGCGAACAACCCCAGCGUGACCAAUGGGGCUAAUAAUAGAGGCCCCGGGCCAGCGAAAGGGGCGCCAGGCAGGCAGCAGGCUGCGAACAACGCCAUGCCCAACGGUGCUAACAUGAAGGUACAACGACCUCCGGUGAAUGGGCCAGGUGGCAAGCCGGCGCCCAAUAAUGCGAAAACGAACGCCAGAAACCCACAGGGCAGAGACGUCAUCACAUUGGACUGA
This is a messenger RNA of Cladophialophora yegresii CBS 114405, 3510 nucleotides long. RefSeq lists its product as uncharacterized. NCBI's taxonomy places the organism in Eukaryota, Fungi, Ascomycota, Eurotiomycetes, Chaetothyriales, Herpotrichiellaceae. Gene Ontology annotation, biological process: regulation of transcription by RNA polymerase II. The record is from RefSeq and is a predicted model, not a curated record. The transcript has a single exon. Gene Ontology annotation, cellular component: core mediator complex; mediator complex. Gene Ontology annotation, molecular function: transcription coregulator activity. The coding region runs from base 1 to 3510 and encodes 1169 amino acids.